GAAAAAGUGGGGAACCAUUUAUAAAGCCCUCCCCACACUCGAGUCUGACAGGAAGGACGUUUUUUCAUGUUUUUGGUUUUUUUAGAGCAAAUUAUGGAACACUCAUUCAGUUCCCUUUCUAACUCACAAAUGAACGCAGCGUUAAAAUGUCUGAAGCUGAAGUUCUUUACUCUGAUGUCAGGUUCACAAAAGAGAGAGGACGAGCUCAUGUGAACACUUCCUCUCCGACCGAAACUCCUUAUUCUGAAGUGAAGACCUUCAAGAAAGAGCCAUCCACAGAGCUUCCUGGUCCCCAGAAGUCAAACAGACGUUUUACAGUCACAUCAGAGCGAGCGGUGCUGGUUGUUCUCUGUGUUCUCCUCCUGGCUUCUGUCAUCGCUCUCGGCCUGAGCUCCUAUAAAAACAGUCAGCUGACAGAUGAGCUUGACGCUGUAAAAAGAAAUCUCACAGAAAAAGAACGUGAAGUAAAAGCCUACAAUAUUUUGCAGUCAACAGGCAGAGCAGCAGCAGAGUGUCCUAACUUGGAGAAAUGCUGGGAGCAACACAGAGGAAAGUGUUAUUAUUUCUCUAACACUGUUUUAACCUGGGAGCAGAGCAGAGAUCAAUGUAGAAGUUACAGAGGAGAUCUGGUGAAGAUUGACAGCGGAGAGGAGCAGACGUUCCUGGAGCUGAGACUGAGAGAAAAAAUGAACUUACCUGAAGACAAGUUCUGGAUCGGACUGACGGACUCAGAGACAGAGGGCAGAUGGCUGUGGGCGGAUGGAUCACCACUGGACCCGAGUUUUAUUUUUUGGAGCUCGCGUGAGCCAGACAACUGGGAAGGAGAAGAUCGUGACGGAGAGGACUGUGUGAGGAUGGGAGAGAAACUCGGAGCUCCAGACCUGAAGUGUUGGUUUGACAAAACCUGCAAAGUGCCUCACAGAUAUAUCUGUGAGAAACAACAAACACGAACAACUCAACAUAGAUUCAAAUGUGUUUCACCAACAACUUAAACAAGCUCAGCCCAGGAUGCAGAAAGUGAAGCAGUGCUGUUUUUAAAAAUAGAAAAAGAAAAAAAACUUCCUCCUAACAUUACAAUGCAGUUUCUUGAAUGUGCUGAACAAUAAAUGAAGAGAUGGUAACAGAUAACCAGCGGAGGAGGAAGUAAAAGAUCUAACAGCACACUGUAAAGAUACUCUGUCACAAGUAGAAGCCCUGACUUUAAAGCUUUACUUUAGUAAAAGUAUAAUCAUAAAAAAAUACUUUAAGGAUAAAAAGUAAAAGCACUAACUUCAUAACAAUGCCCCCUGUGACUGUUGUAUCUGAUGCAGUAAUGUAACAACAGGAUGAUAUAAAUAUUUUUUAUUAUUUUGCAUAUAACAGCACAAAAGAUUAUUUGUCGUUUAAUUUAAUUAUGGAUUGUUUGGUUUGUAAAAAAAAAAGAAGAAGAAAGAUAGCAGGUCAAAAUGUUACCAGAACCCAAAGUAACACUUUUUACGAUGUGACUUAAUAACAUAAGUCACAUUUUAAUUAUAUUAAAAUUGUUUAUUUUCUGUAAAUCUACUGAUGGUUUCAGACGUACUUAUCAACUGAAUGAAGCAUCAUAUUCUGUAAGCUCUUCGUGUUUUUAUAAAUGCAUCUUCUUUCUUAAAGGUAUACAAUGCAGGAUUAUUAAAAAAUGUAUAGACUUUAAUAAUCUAUCUCAAUCAUAACUUAUGUGUGUCUGUAUCUGCAGACUCUCUUUCUUUUUUCUUUUAAUUUUGCUGCAUUUGAGAUGUUUCUGGGCAUUUUUUGGUCACAAAACCAUGAAAAUAGUGGACAAAGCACCAAAAAACCCAAGUUUGAAUGUUUGUAUUUUUUCAAACAGUCAGCAACAUUUCCUGCACGGUUUGCCUAGGUUGCUUGUAACUAAAGUUGUGAAAUAAAUGCAGUAAGGUAAAAAGUGUAAUAUUUGCCUUGACAAUGUUGUGAAGUAUAAGUGGCAUGAGAAGUAAAAAAUUCUCUAACAAUUAAUUCUGCAAAAGUGAUUUUGCACAAUUAAUCAGCUUUUUAAUUAACUUCUUUAUUUUUGCUUCAGCAGUUGGAUUCACUUGGAAAAGCAUUUAAGUAUUUUCAAUCAUAAACUGUCUUUAAUUGUUUGUUUCUAACUUUAAAAGCAUUUACAAAAAAGAUUUUCUUGCAGCAUGAAGCCGAAUCUGUUCUUAGUCUUUUUACAUUUUGGAGAUAAUGAGUUCAUGCAGAGUAAGAUAACAAAAAAAGAUUACUUUUCAAUGUUUUUACUAAAAUUAAAAUAAAUCUCCAGUCACAAUCAGUUAAUGUACAACUCUCUGCUUCUUUUUUCUUUUAAAGUUCAACAACAAAAUAACAGCUAAACCUGUUGACCAAAAAAUGUCAAAUGAUAUAUAUAUGAUAAUAUUUUAAUUAAUAAUUAUUUCUUCAUUGAAAA
This is a messenger RNA of Centropristis striata (black sea bass), 2425 nucleotides long. RefSeq names its product hepatic lectin-like. The transcript is spliced from 8 exons. Lineage: Eukaryota; Metazoa; Chordata; Actinopteri; Perciformes; Serranidae. The coding region runs from base 147 to 992 and encodes 281 amino acids. The record is from RefSeq and is a predicted model, not a curated record.